This is a messenger RNA of Cynocephalus volans (Philippine flying lemur), 897 nucleotides long. It is a transcript of the gene MUC7, whose product is annotated as mucin 7, secreted. Gene Ontology annotation, cellular component: extracellular exosome. The transcript is spliced from 2 exons. The record is from RefSeq and is a predicted model, not a curated record. The coding region runs from base 1 to 897 and encodes 298 amino acids. Lineage: Eukaryota; Metazoa; Chordata; Mammalia; Dermoptera; Cynocephalidae.
AUGGACCAGAGAGUGGCACCAACCCACAGCCAGAGAAGACCAGCCAUGGAGUUCCAGCAACAACCUACUUUGUUCAGUGAAGGUCAAAGAAAGAAGCAUGGACUACAGCACAGAAGGAAUCAUCCCCAUCGAUCCCAACUUCACUACAAAUUACCACAUCGUUUUGAAUUACCACCUCCUCAAAAUCCAUUUGCUAAAAAGUUUUUCCAUGUUGAUCCACGCAAACCCUAUAGACAUAAGCUUACACAUUCACCUAUUAAAUCCCCCAAAUACCCACAAUAUCCCAGACCACAUAAGUUUCCAGUUAAAAAUAACACCGUGGUCAGCAAUAACACCUCAGGAGCCGUCACCCAAGCCCCAUCUGUGAAUCCCACAUUUGCUCUUGCUCACAAUGCUACCACAACACCUGCAAGAGGAAACGAUGUCCCCACAGGCUCUUCUGUACCCCCCCUGAAGACCACAGCUGCCCCACCUGCACCUUCCCCAGCUCCAUCUGAGACCCCAGCUGCACCACCUUCAUCUUCUCCAGAUCCACCGGAGACCACAGCUGCCCCACCUUCAUCUUCUCCAGAUCCACCGGAGACCACAGCUGCCCCACCUUCAUCUUCUCCAGAUCCACUGGAGACCACAGCUGCCCCACCUUCAUCUUCUCCAGAUCCACCGGAGACCACAGCUGCCCCACCUUCAUCUUCUCCAGAUGCACUGGAGACCACAGCUGCCCCAAUUACCACACCUGAUUCUUCCCCAACUACUCUUGCACCUGAAACAACAGAUACACCCACAACCCAAGCUGCUAAUCCUCAACAAGAGACUUCGUCUUCCGAAGAAGAAAUUUCCCAACUUUUUCUAAGAUUAAAAGAUCUACUGAACCUAAUUUUUUAUUAUAUAGUGAGAUAA